UGACACAAACACAACUGACUUCAGUGCAUAAAGGAAUCAUCUUGAGUUUCCUCCAGUUUUACCAGCACUUCAGGACUAACAUCCUUAAUAUGCAACUAUGAUGAAGCUGCUGACCAUCGUUUUGGGUGCAGCGAUGCUACUCGGCUUCAUGGAACCAAUGAUGGGAGCUGGCCACCCACCAUGCUGGACCCGUUGGUACAACUCAGACAGUCCCAACGGACCAGGUGACAUAGAGCUUUUAGCUCAGCUGACUCAUGAGUAUCAAGGAGAAAUUUGCCCCAAACCGAUGAAAAUCCAGGUCGAGACUGUUGACGGUGUUCCAGCCAAAAAGACAGGACAGAUAUUCCACCUCUACUCCAACACCCAAGGGUUCGUUUGUAUGAAUCACGAGCAGAGUUCUGGCAAGUGCUUGGACUACAAAGUUCGCUUCCAAUGCCAGUGUAAUGCCAACGAACAUCUCUACUGCUGUUAUUGACGACACAGAAGAAAUUAAAGUUUUUGGUUUUGCCAGCA
Nothobranchius furzeri (turquoise killifish) is the source of this 513-nucleotide messenger RNA. Its product is annotated as cartilage intermediate layer protein 1-like. The record is from RefSeq and is a predicted model, not a curated record. Lineage: Eukaryota; Metazoa; Chordata; Actinopteri; Cyprinodontiformes; Nothobranchiidae.